CGUGUAGUAUCCAACCCGCCCCGCCAGCGACGAAGAGCAGAGCAGAGCAGAGCAGAGCAGAGCAACGCAACGCAACGCAAAGCAUGUAAUCUAUUUUCGAAGUAUAUGCGAGAACAACAAAAGGGCGGACACCAGCGAAGAAUGCUUCGCAAAGACAAAUCUCAUACUGCCUGAAGCAAACACAUCGAGCGACAUGGCCAAACGACCCGCGGAGGAGAAUGUAGACGGCAAUGAAGCUUACCUCAAACGCCAGAAGAUAACCUCCUCUGGUCGUUCAGGUCCUUUUGCGGGACCUCCCGUAGAGAUUCGAUCGGGGAAACAUUUAAAACAAGUCCUUGCUUUUGAUCAGGACAGCGGACGCUCAAGACAUGCAAUUCAAUCUCUCAAAGUAUUCCUGGACGGGUUUGCCAGCGCUGAGGGCGAAAAUGGAGGGCGACUUGCCAUCCUCAAAGACUUCCUUGAAUUGCAGAAACCCUCGGAUGAGGAUGAUACAGAGAAUGUAUUUUUGACCGACAUUAUGCAGGCUUGGAGUUGUGCCUGCCAAUCGUCUGAUGAGAACCUUCAAUCUGCUGUUCCGGCAGUUCUUGCGCUGCUGUUGAAGACUAUUUCUACCAUCCUCGACUUGUCGGAAUAUGGGCUGCGACUAGGUCGUACGGUGCUACAAUUGCGGCAGCGAGAGUUAGUUGCAAAAGGUUUGGAGGCACGCAAAAACAAAGACUUUGUGAUCUCCCCAGUUCUGCGGUUGCUCAGGGAGAUAGUGAUUUUCAAUGGAGGUGUCCUCGCGAAGCUAGUUUUUCUUGCCAGAGAUCAUACUUUCAGAAAUCUAUCACGAAACUUAUCUUUAAGAUAUCUUGGCGAUGGUGUUGAAGACCCCAGAAAGCCAUCGGUUAGAACGAACUCUCUGCGGUUCUUGCUGUCAUUGGUGAAGUUCAUUCCAAUCGAAUGCAAGCGGGACCUUUUCAAUCAACGAGAUUUCCUGCCAGGGAUCACCAGAGAUAUCAGAGACGAUCCUCCAUGCACAGUUCGCGAUAUUCUUGAAACGCUAAAAAGUUCAAUACUUCUCGACGACGCCGUACCACGAGAAGCUAAGACAAAGGUUCUAAAUGCUGGCUUCUUGGGACGAAUUGCAACACUCUAUUGGUAUGACCAGGCUGAGGAAGGGUCAGCUCCGCUGAAGAAGUCCGUUCCCGAUGUUGCUCAUGAGUUUUUACUACUCGCCUGUACGUCACCAAACCUAGGUGUGUUAAUAUCCUCGUCAGGACUUUAUCCCCGAGGUAUUAAUCCUGACGAAAGUCAUGCCUUUUCUACCGAAGAAUCGAAUAUAUGCCUUGGUCUUGAUAGCGUUGAAUGGAUGGACAAGUUCACCGAAAAGGUCUCUGUUCGAAACACGAUUUUGUCAGAGUUCUCUCAGACAUUGAGGCCAUGGUCACACGCGAGGCAGAGCGAUCUUUUGACUGCUAUACUCAAAUCUGCACCAGAAUUGAUUGCGGAUUAUUAUUUCGGAAAGAAGGAUUUUUCAUUCGACCCCAAGCUUACGGCAACAUGGAUAGGCUAUGCUUCUUUCAUUUUCUCAACACUGCAGCUGCCGUUUCCACAGUAUUUUGGGCAUCAGGAACGCUAUGCUAGGCUUCCACCUCCACCGUCGAUUGUUCUAGAGAGUAUACUUCCCCAACCUCUAACCCAAAAAGUCCUCACUCGAUGUCUCAAUCUUUCCAACAACAAUUUGAUUACGUUUUUCGCCAUCAGAAUACUCUGCGUGGCUCUCGGCAAACUACAAGAUGCACUGAAAUUGUAUCGUGAAGCUGCGAAUGGAUCAGCUUCUUCAGUGUGGGCCAAAUCAGCUGAGGUCUUAACAGAUGAGUUUUGUCAAAGAUGUCCUUCAAUUAAAGACGUAAUUAUUGCAUUCAGACGCUUGAAAAACUCUGAUCUAAUGCAAAAGGAGGCAGCAACAAAGCUGCUAGUUUUGUACUACGAGGUAGUCCCCCGCAUUGCGCUUGAUGCCAAAUUUGGGGUCUCAGCUGCGCUUGCCGAAAAUCUCAAAGCAAUGGAAGCGUCUACUUUGAGCCUUGAAGAUCGAGUUCUUAGGGCCAUAGAGCUGGAACACCUGUUCCAGUUUGCACACUACUCUCCUGGAAUGCGGUGGUUUACGAAAGGAGACGGACUAUCAGUUUCUCCAUUUAUGGCUAUGCUGAAACUCGCUGCAGAAGCGCCUUCCGAUCUACCAUUGCUUAAAUUAAGAACUGUGCUUGGCUCUGUGGCCGAGGAGAAUCAGAUACUGCAAAGCCAGACCGUACACUCCGCUCUAGACAGUUUCGUUCUUGGACUGAAAAGCGUCCCGAUCGGCGCGUGUUCAUCGGCUGUGUACGAAUUCCUGGAUAAUUGCAUCUCACGAUGUGCUGGCAAGCCAGUAAAAUACAUGUUUGCACUUGAAGAGGUGUGCGCAUUUUCGACCGACGGAAUGACCCCAGUAAGUCUGCUAUCCUUAGCAAUAGUCGAACAAUGGCCCUUUUUGGUAAAAUCAGCAAGCGAGCCAGAGCUUGACGAGGUAGCCCAAUUCGUUGCCAGAUACUUUGCGGCGUCUAUGAGAAUCAAAGAAAACAAACAUGUCAUCAAAGUUCUUGUCCAACGAAUUUCCGCAGAAAUGCCAGAAAACUCAACUGCGAGGGCAACCAUUGAGCGGUCUUUAGAAAUCGUGGAUGAAGUAGUCAUUACUGAGGAAAAAAAUCAACCAGUUGAGGCCGAGAACAACUCAGAGAAGAAGGCUCUCAUUGACACGGAAAGAGCAGAAGUCAUUUCCAAUAUGAACGAUUGUCCCGCAAACGCAGCUGAAGACCACAAGUCCUUGACAAAGUGGACGACAAAGGAGGUCGACGAGGUGAUCAAUGGUGGGAAUGGUGCUGCACUUGUCAUGCUACUUUCGUCCAACCAUCUCAGUGUCCGCAAGGAAGCAACAACAAAUAUAUCAAAAUUCGCAGCUAAGUUGAAGGGAUCAACACUGGGAGAAAAAGAUCAGAUCUGGUUGCUGCUAUGUGAAGUGGUGGAGACGGCCAAGAAAACCAUCAGCCACGACCCUUUGCCAACAGUCAUAUCAGCAUUUGCAUCCCACGCCAUAUCUGUUCUCAAUGAUCCGCUGCACGUUUUAUACCCGAAGAUCAAUAAAUUUCUCUCACAAGGACCGACAUGGGAUUUGGAUAAGAUUCCACUGAUGCACAAGAUUCUUGAUCAACAGCCAAGUGUCGACGAUUCGCAUUCCUCGGAAAUCAGCUGGUUGCUGAAUUGCCUGCUCGUCGGCCUGAGUACAAGCGAAGACAUGGGCUUGUACCGAAAGAGACUGGUAUUUGAGAAACUGCUGUCAGUGUACAACAGCACCUAUCUCGAAAAGGGCUUGCGAGAUAAGAUUCUUAGGAUCUUCUUCAGAGCCACGACUAUUGAAGGUGGCAGCACCACAUUGGUGACCAGGUUCAGUGCAGUGACUUGGCUAGAGGCACAGGGAGCUCUUGGAGGAGGUUUGCCGCUGAACUUGCUGAUGGAGAAGAUAAUGGAAUGUAGUGACGAGAAGAGGGUGAAGAAGUGGAGCAAGGGCAGACGUAAGGUCAUAGGUGACAAGCGAAAAGGAAGGAGCAGUAUGUGAUGUCAACUGUUUAGAUACCCAAGUAUAGAAGCUGUGGAAGUCAAUGCACAACGAAAUACAACCUCAAGAAAUGGCGCCUAAUUGUCGCGUUUGAUGAGCAGGGAGCGCCUAGUGGUGUCUUGUCUUGGCCUUGGCACGGCGAGGGCACGGCACUUGGACCUUGAGCAUCAGCACCUUCUGUUCUCCAUCUCUAUCUCCAUCGACACAAUCAAGACAGCCAACAAUACCAUUCAACGUGCCCUAUCGAACGGUCUCCGCGGCCAUUCACUGCUUAAUACCAUUCCCUUCCACCAUUACAGCUGCCUGAUACCCGUGCCGCAUCAACUCCAGCUCUUGUCUUCACGUUGCACACACGACUUUGCGCCUUGCGCUCAGCCUGUCUCCACGACACGUUUAACGAUCGCACGAUAUUCCCACAAUCACCUUGAAUACUGCACUUCGUCUCACCUUAUACCUGACGUCGAAUAUCCUUGCACGGCCAGUUUCGCCUUCAACCUGAUUCCAUUCCACCGAACCCCUUCCUCGCACCUCUGCCUUAUACUCCUCCUCUGGACAGGACUUUCAGCAAAAGACGAGGUUCAACCCAAUUCGGCCCAUGAGACAUCGUAAUCGUUCAUACCUGAUCAGCUGUCCAAAGCAACCACCAUGGCGGUCAGAUAUACACCGGAUGAGUUGAAGUUUCUACGAGACUCACCGUUGGUCGACAAGCCUCCAAACCUGCCCCCAGCAGAUCAAUGGAUGGGACAACCUGCAGAUGCUACUCGUAAUCCGACUAAGCCAACUAUCGACAGAGCAAAGAGUAAUGACUCUAACCUACUUCUAGAUCAGACGAGACGCCCUGUAACAGAGCGGCACAUGUCACGUAACUCUGCCAACCCCGAAGACAUAAUUCUCGGGCCACCCAAAAACCAGUUCUCUUCAGCUGCUCGCAAUGCUGGUAAAACUUUUGAUUCCUCAGAGCGAUCUUCCUUCAGGGACACAGAUUCAAGAGACCGAUACAACUUCCGAAACAAGACUGGAGAAGGAGAGACUGAGCGAACGCGAGAUACCCGAAACAACAAUCUACGCCCAAAGCGUCCAGAUGGCGAAGAUAGCGAUGGAUGGAGCACGGUUAAACCCAGAAAGAGUUUUGGUACGGAGGGUGCCGAGAGAUUCAAUGGUCGCAUGGGGGUGGACAGACACAGAGAGGAUAGAAGAUUCAAAGACAGGGAAGAACGUGAGGUAAAGGAGAAGCCAAGGGGCUUUGAGAGCUUCUCCAGGGACAAGGAUAUUGAUCAAGACCAGGAGAAAGACGCUCGUAGGAAUGGGACAGGACGUGGUCGAAACGAAUCCUGGUUCAAGGCCAAGGAUUCAACAGAUGUGCCUCAGUCCGGAGCUAAAGAACGGAAUAGUAAUGGUGACAGAUUUGUCGAUCGAAAUCGUGGAUGGAGAGACCAGGAAAGAGACGAUACUAGAGCAGAGCGCGGUGAGAGGAACGAGAGAAGCGAGAGAAAUGAUAGAGGGGGUGAUAGAGGCGAUCGUCGUUGGGAUAGAGACCGAGACCAGCGCCAGGAACGCGAGCCUGCAUGGUUCGAUGAGCCAGUAGAAGAUAAAUCGUCAGCAAACCAGGUCCAUACAGCAGACGACU
This is a messenger RNA of Cadophora gregata, 5258 nucleotides long. RefSeq lists its product as uncharacterized. Gene Ontology annotation, biological process: maturation of LSU-rRNA from tricistronic rRNA transcript (SSU-rRNA, 5.8S rRNA, LSU-rRNA); maturation of 5.8S rRNA from tricistronic rRNA transcript (SSU-rRNA, 5.8S rRNA, LSU-rRNA). The record is from RefSeq and is a predicted model, not a curated record. Bases 194 to 3631 code for a protein of 1145 amino acids. The transcript is spliced from 4 exons. Gene Ontology annotation, cellular component: nucleolus. Lineage: Eukaryota; Fungi; Ascomycota; Leotiomycetes; Helotiales; Ploettnerulaceae.